AUGCCCGGGCUCUGGCCUCCGGCCUCCAGCUUCGCGGAGCCAGCGUCCGCGCCGCCGCCCCACGGGGAAGUCUCGGCGGCUGGGGAGGGGGAGGGGGCAGGGAAGCCUCAGAACCAGACGACAAUCACUUCCCCGGAAAGCGGCUCCCAGACGCGCCGCCCCAGGGAAGGAAGGCGGCCGAGGGGCCCGGUGCAGGGCAGGCGCGCGCGCGCGCGCGGAGGCCGCGGCAACAAAGUUUGGAAACCGCGAGAAAACUUUUCCAAGAGGAAACGCGGCGGCGGCACUGGGUAUGUGGCUUCUCCUCCCCAGCCGCCGCGGCCCCCCGACACCCCGAGCGCCGGGAAGUGCCGGCCGCGCCUGCCCGGGUCCCAGGCUCGGACCCCGCGGGGAAAGGGGCAGCCGGCCCGACGCGGGACCCACGCCCGCCCGGAGCCCAAUUCCCGGCGACGUCGACGAAGAGACCGCGCCCCGCCCGCCCACCGUCCCGCCGCUUGCGGGGCCCAGCUUGGGACGGCCCGGCCCAAGGACCCUCUCGGCCCGGCCAGAGAGCCCGCGCCCGCGGGGAGGGAGGUGCAAAGUUACCUGCAGCGAGUAGGGCGAGCGCUGGAUACCGGAGGCCCGAAGCCGACGGCUGCUGCUUUGUCUCCCUACAGUCCAGCUCCGAGAAGGAAAUGGGCCGCCCCGCGCCCCUGCCCCCGCCCCCGCGCGGCCCCCGCCCCGCCCGCCCUUCCCGGCACCUCCCUCCGGCCCGCUCUUCCCGGCGCCUCCCGCUGCUGACCCGCCCGCUCUUCCCCGCCGUUACGGUCUCCGCUUAGGGCCCCCACCGCGAAGAGUCUGGCGACGCUGGCCCGGGACCCCCGGGGGACCUCUUCCUCUCCGCCGCCCACCUCAGAAUUCCUUCCUUCCCGACCCCUGGUGGGAGCUUAGGCCAGGAGUGACCCGGAGAGGAAGGAGGAGCGAUAACUCCUGGAACAGCCCGCGGGCUGGGAGGACGGGGGAGGGCAGGUGAGUCACGGCUCCGAGCACAGGUGAGGCUCCGGGCGCGGCCCCCUACACCGGCCGAGUCCCAGAGAUGCGCCGCUGCGACGCGGGGUCCUGGGCACGCGCCCCGCAAGAGUGUCACAGAUGUCCCGGAGCCACAGGCUCCUAGAAAAGUGAUCUAAGCCCACUCUCUUGUUUACAGAAGAGGAAGCGGAGGCCAAGGAAAGGCCCCACUGCUUCGGGACAGAGUGAAACUAGGAUGUGACUCUAACGACCUUUCAUAAUGUGAGGUGGAAGCGCCUCGAGAAUUCACGUAACCCGUCCCCUCACUCCACAGAUGCGGACACCCGAAGCCCUCUUAAUUAAGGACAUUUCUUUUUUCUUCUUCUUUUUGAGACGGAGACUCACUGUCGCGAAGCCUGGAGUGCAGUGGCGCGAUCUCGGCUCACUGCAACUUCUGCCUCACAGGUUCAGGCGAUACUCUUGUCUCAGCCUCCAGAGUAGCUGGGACUACCGGCGCUUGCCACCACGCCCGGCUAAUUUUUUUGUGUUUUUAGUAGGGACGGGGUUUCACGUUGUUGGCCAAGUCUCGAUCUGCUGACCUCGUGAUCCGCCCGCCUCGGCCUCCCAAAGUGCUGGGAUUACAGGAAUGAGCCACCGCGCCCGGCUUUUUUCUUUUUUUUUUUUUUCUCUUUGUUUUUAAGGCAGGAUCUUCCUCUGUCUCCUAGGCUGGUGUGCAGUGUCGCGAUCACCGCUCACUGCAACCUCAAAUUACUGGACAACCGACCCUCCCCACCUCAGCCUCCGGAGUAACUGGAACUGCACACUCACACUGGUCUCAAACUCAUGGACUCAAUAUAUCCUCCUCAGCCUCCCAAAGUGCUGGGAUUACAGGCGUGAGCCACCUUGCGGGGAGGACAUUUACAAAAGAAACACAAAAGAGAGAGGCACCACAGCAGAUGUCCCUUAUUGAGCUUGUUCCCGUCCCACCCCAAGAGCUCAUCCUCCCCUCCCAGCUUGUUCCCCCCCUCCGAGCUUGUUCCCCCCACCACCACCACCACCAAAUCUGAGGGAUCUGACUUGUAUCUCUAUCCCUCCAGUCAUUUAGGGAACUUUAUUCUCACCUUUUCUUAUCUUCAUGGUGAAUACUCCAAAAAACAAAAAAUUACAAAGCAAAAUAACACAAAAAACAAAAAAUACUACAUGUUCCCUAUCAGCCUCGUAUAGAAAACUCUAAUGCUGUUUCCCCUGCUCAUGGGAUAAUGAACAAGAUGGAUUUCAUUAUUGGCAUAUAAAUCUGAAAUAAUGCAAGACAACAAUGUCCACUGCUGGCCUUAUGCUGAACAGAGAGCAGAGUGCUAGGGAGGCUUGCCCUCACCAUGUUUACCCUUUACUCCUUACAUCUCCCUCUCCCCCAAGGGAAUCCAAACUGCUGGAAAGCAGGAGCUGUACCUCCUACAGCUUCCAGCACAUCACCCAUCCCCUAAGGAGUGCCCAGUGAACAUUUGUGGGUGAAGGUGCCACUGUAAUUCAAAGCACUGUGGGCCUGUGCUAGUUAAGAGAUGCUGACAAAGGGCAACAGGACUAUGAAGUGGGGAGAGAACCACUUUUAAGCAAAAGAGGCAGCGGGACCCCUUGGCUCCCGCCUGUAAUCCCAGCACUUUGGUAGGCCGAGGCGGGCAGAUCACAAGGUCAAGAGAUUGAGACCAUCCUGGCCAACAUGGUGAAACCCUGUUUCUACUAAAAAUACAAAAAUUAGGUGGGCAUGGUGGUGGGCACCUGUAGUCCCAGCUACUUGGGAGGCUGAGACAGAAUUGCUUGAACCCAGGAGGUGGAGGUUACAGUGAGCUGAGAUGGUGCCACUGCACUCUAGCCUGGUGACACAGCAAGACUCCGUCUCAAAAAAAAAAAAAAAAAAGGCUGGGUACAGUGGCUCAUGUAAGUAAUCCCCAGCACUUUAGGAGGCCAAGGUGGGUGGAUCAUCUGAGCUCAGGAGACUAACCUGAGCAACAUGACAGAACCCCAUCUCUACAAAACAAAAACAAAAAAAUAGUUGGACGUGGUGGCACCUACCUGUAGUCCCAGCCACUUGGGAGGCUAAGGUGGCAGAAUCACUCGAGCUUGGGAGUUCAAGGCUACAGUGAACCAUGAUGCACCACUGCACUCCAGCCUGAGCAACACAGUGAGACUCGGUCUCAAAAAAAAAAAAAAAAAGGGGAAAGGCAAACCCUGACAAGGUCAUUCUUGUCCAACUACCCCUGUCCUGUUUCUGGCUGCAGGGUUUUUGCUCCUGUAGUCCCCUCUGCCUAGGGUGGCUUUGGCGCCCCCCUACUUAACCUGGCUAACUCAGAACAUAAUUGAUAUAUUUUGGACGUUUGUCCCUGCCCAAAUCUCAUGUUGAACUGUAAUCCCCAGUGUUGAAGGUGGGGCUGGUGGGAGGUGUUUGGGUCAUGGAGGAGGAUUCCUGACAGCUUGGUGCUGUCCUCCCAAUACUAAGGGAAUUCUCAUGAAAUAUCAUUGUUUUAAAGUGUGGCACUGGCCAGGCACAGUAGCUCGUGCCUGUAAUCCCAACAUUUUGAGAAGCCAAGGCAGGCAGAUGGCUUGAGCCCAGGAGUUUGAGACCAGCCUAAGCAAUGUGGUAAAACUCCAUCUCUACAAAAAAUACAAAAAAAAUUAGCCAGGCGGGCCACACACAGUGGCUCACGCCUAUAAUCCCAGAACUUUGGGAGGCCAAGGCAGGCAGAUCUUUUUUUUUUUUUGAGACGGAGUUUCGCUCUUGUUACCCAGGCUGGAGUGCAAUGGCGCGAUCUCAGCUUACCGCAACCUCUGCCUCCUGGGUUCAAGCAAUUCUCCUGCCUCAGCCUCCUGAGUAGCUAGGAUUACAGGCAUGUGCCACCGUGCCCAGCUAAUUUUUUGUAUUUUUAGUAGAGGUGGGGUUUCACCAUAUUGGCCAGGCUGGUCUCGAACUCAAAUGAUACACCCGCCUCGGCCUCCCAAAGUGCUGGGAUUACAGGAGUGAGCCACCGCGCCCGGCCCUGGCAGGCAGAUCAACUGAGGUGAGAAGUUCAAGACCAGCCUGGCCAACAUGGUGAAAGCUCAUCUCUAUUAAAAACACAAAAUUAGGCCAGGCAUGGUGCACCCACCGGUAAUCUCAGCUAUUUGGGAGGCUGAGACAGGAGAAUCACUUGAACCUGGGAAGCAGAGGUGUGGAGUCAAGAUCAUACCAUUGCACUCCAACCUGGGCAACAAAAGCAAAACUCUGUAUCAAAAAAAAGAAAGAAAUUAGCCAGAUGUGGUGGUGUGAGCCUGUAGUUCCAGCUACUUGGGGGGCUAAGGUGGGAAGAUCACCUGAGCCUGGGAAAGUUGAGGCUGCAGUGAGCCUUGAUUGCACCACUAUACUCCAACCUGGGCAAUGAAGUGAGAUCCUGUCUCAAAAACAAAACAAAAAAAAUGUGGCACCUCAGCCCCUUCCUGCUCCUGCUUUCAGCAUGUAACAUGCCUGCUCCAGCUUCACCUUCCACCAUAAGUAAAAAGCUCCCUGAGGCCUAUCCAGAAAGCAGAGUAGAUGCCUAAGACUUGCUUAUACAGCCUGCAGAACCAUGAGCCAAUUAAACGUUUUUUCUUUUCUUUUUUUUGUAUGUGUGUGACAGUUUCGCUUUUGUCACCCAGGCUGGAGUGCAGUGGAGCGAUAUUGGCUCACUGCAACCUCUGCCUCCUAGAUUCAAGCAAUUCUUCUACCUCAGCCUCUCAAGUAGCAGGAAUUACAAGUGCACAUCACCAUGGUCAGCUAAUUUUUGUAUUUUUAGUAGAGACGGAGUUUCACCAUAUUGGCCAGGCUGGUCUCGAACUCUUGACCUCAGGUGAUCCACCUGCCUCAGCCUCCCAAAGUGCUGGCACACAUGCAUAAGCCACCAUGCCUGGCCCAUUUUUUUCUUUAUAAAUUACACAGUCUCAGGUAUUUCUUUAUAGCAAUGCAAGAACAGCCUAACACAAUAGUAAUCAGUCAAUUAAGUUUUUGUAUGAAGUAACAAGAAACAGAGUUAAAGGAUUAUGCUCCAUAACUUUGCAUAUUCAUCACUUCACUCAGGACAAGUUACUUAAUUUUUAAAGCCCCUUGUUCAAAAUUAUUAACCAUUUUAAGACAGCAACAGCAGAGUAUUAAACCAAGCAUGAGUUCUUUCUUUAUUAUUAUUAUUUUUUGAGACAAAGUCUCACUCUGUCACCAGGCUGGAGCACAGUGGUGCAAGCUCUGUUCACAUCCCGGGUUCAAGCAAUUCUCCUGCCUCAGCCUCCCGAGUACCUGGAACUACAGGUAUAGGCCACCACACCCAGCUAAUUUUUGUAUUUUUAGUAGAGACAGGGUUUCACCCUGUUGGCCAGGAUAGUUUCAAUCUCUUGACCUCGUGAUCUGCCCGCCUCGGCCUCCCAAAGUGCUGAGACUACAGGUGUGGGCCACCGCACCUGGCCAGCAUGGGAUCUUUCUAAGCAUGGGACCUUGAAGAUGAAAUUGCAGAGUUUGUUUUGGGAAAAGAAGGGUAAGGUGACAGAAAGAAUAUGAGAGAUUUGCAGUGUGGCUAAAGAAAAUCACACUGCUUACUAAGGAAGGCUGGAGCAUUCUCUAUAGCCCAGGCACUUGCUGUGUGCUGAGGAAGUGAAUCAAAACUGAAUGAAACUGACUUGAUCCCUGUUUUCACACCACUUAAAGUGUAAAGAUGAAGACAGGUAUUAAAACAGGUAAACUGACCGGGCACAGGGGCCCAUGCCUGUAAUCCCAGCAUGCUGGGAGGCUGAGGUGGGAGGAUCGCUUGCACUCAGAAGUUCAAGACCAACCUAGACAACUUAUUAAAACCCUGUCUCUACAAAAGAUAUAAAAAUUAACCAAGUGUGGUGGCACGCACCUGUAGUCCCAGCUAUGUGGAUGGGGCUGAGGUGGGAGGAUCACUUGAGCCAGGGAGGUGGAGGCUGCAGUGAGCUAAGAUUGCAUCACUGCACUCCAGUCUGAGUGACAGAGUGACCCCCUGUGUCAAAACACACACACACAUGUAAACCAGAAAAAAGAAAGGCAACUGUGAAGAUAGGGGAGAGAUACAUGUAGGUUUGGGGUAAAUUAAGUACUCUGGGGUUCAGAGAGCUGAGAAGUGACCUUUAUGUGUUGACACCACCUCCAGUCUGGCUUUAGCACUCGCCUCUCCACCAACACUGCUUUUAUCAAGGUCCUUGAUGGCCUCCAUGUUGCAAAAUCUAAUGGUCAGUCUCCUUCCUCAGUUGACUUGUACAAUCAGUAGCAUUUGGUCACUCUCCUCCUUGAAACACUUUCCUUAUUCAGCCUCGAGGGCACCAGACUUUCCUGAUUUUCCUCCAGCCCUCCUGGCUAAACUUCUUAGUUUCCAUUGAAGAUGCUUUCUUUUUUUUUUUUUUUUUUUUUGAGACGGAGUUUCACUCUUGUUACCCAGACUGGAGUGCAAAGGCACCAUCUUGGCUCACUGCUACCUCCGCCUUCUGGGUUCAAGCAAUUCUCCUGCCUCAGCCUCCGGAGUAGCUGGGACUACAGGCUCGCACCACCAUGCCCAGCUAAUUUUUGUAUUUUUAGUAGAGACAGGGUUUCACCUUGUUGACCAGGAUGGUCUCUAUCUCUUGACCUCGUGAUCCACCCGCCUUGGCCUCCCAAAGUGCUGGGAUUAUAGGCGUGAGCCACCACGCCCAGCCGAUGAUGCUUUCUAAUUCCUCCUAACCUAUAAAUGUUACAGUGAGGAUUCUCAAAGUAUAGUCUGGACAUACCUGAGACCUUUUCAACGAGUGAUGAGGUAAAAAACUAUUUUCAUAGGCCGGUGAGGUGGCUCACAUUUGUAAUCCCAGCACUUUGGGAGGCCGAGGCGGGCAGAUCACAAGGUCAGGAGAUCAAGACCAUCCUGGCUAACAUGGUGAAACCCUGUCUCUACUAAAAAUACAAAAAAUUAGCCGGACAUGAUGGCACACGCCUGUACUCCCACCUACUUGGGAGGCUGAGGCCAGUGAAUUGUUUGAACUCAGGAAGCAGAGGUUGCAAUGAGCCAAACUUACCUCACUGCACUCCAGCCUGGGUGACAGAGUAAGACUCCAUCUCAAAAAAAAAACAAAAACCAUUUUCAUAAUAAUUCUAAAAUAUCAUUUGCUUUCUUAUGCUCAUUCUCUCCCAGGUAUAGAGAAAAGUAUUCCACAGGCUACACGAUGUAUGUUAUGGCAUCACAUAGAAUGUGAAAGCAGAUAUGAAAAUCCAGCUAUCGUUUAUUACGUCAAAUAGAGAUUUGUAAAAAUACAAAACAACAACAGUUUUCCCUGAAAUUUUCUUUUGUUUUAGAAAACAUGGUUAUUUUUCUUUAAAAAAAAAUUUUUUUUUUUUUUUUGAGACAGAGUCUUGCUCUGUUGCCAGGCGCCAGGCUGGAGUGCAGUGGCACGAUCUCGGCUCACUGCAACCUCCGUCUCCCAGGUUCAAGCAAUUCUCCUGCCUCAGCCUCCCAAAUAGCUGGGACUGCAGGCAGAUGCCACAAUAGCCAGCUAACCCAACUAAAGAUGGGGUUUCACCAUGUUGGCCAGGCUGGUCUCGAACUCCUGACCUCAGGUGAUUCACCCUCUUUGGCCUCCCAAAGUGCUGAGAUUACAGGCGUGAGCCACCUUGCCCGGCCUUAAAAAUGUUAUUUGUUGAUAACAUGUAAUGGAUUUGCUAUUGUUAUUUUAUUUUUGCUAUUGUUAUUUUUUAAUGAAUGAAUGGAAAUUUUUUUAUUUUUAUUUUAUUUUAUUUUUAUUUUUAUUUUUUUUAUUUUUUGAGACAGAGUUUUGCUCUUGUUACCCAGGCUGGAGUACAAUGGCGUGAUCUUGGCUCACCGCAACCUCCAUUUCCUGGGUUCAGGCAAUUCUCCUGCCUCAGCCUUCUGAAUAGCUGGGAUUACAGGCACGCACCACCAUGCCCAGCUAAUUUUUUGUAUUUUUAUUAGAGACGGAGUUUCACCAUGUUGACCAGGAUGGUCUUGAUCUCUUGACCUCGUGAUCCACCUGCCUCGGCCUCCCAAAGUGCUGGGAUUACAGGUGUGAGCCACCAUGCCUGGCCCUAUUUUUAUUUUUUUUUAAAGACGGUGUUUCACUAUGUUGGUCAGGCUGGUCUUGAACUCCCAAGACCUCAGGUGAUCCACACGCCUUGGCCUCCAAAGUGCUUGGAUUACAGGCGUGAGCCACCACACCCAGCCCUAUGGAAAUUUUUUAAUUGUUAUUUUUUUUAUUUUUAUUUUUUUUUUUUUGAGACACAGUCUUGCUCUGUUGCCAGGCUAGAGUGCAGUGGCUCGAUCUCGGCUCACUGCAAUCUCCACCUCCUGGGUUCAAGCAAUUUUCCUGCCUCCUCAGCCUCCCGAGUAGCUGGGACUACAGGUGUGUGCCACCAUGCCCAGCUAAUUUUUGUAUUUUUUAGUAGAGACAGGGUUUCACCAUGUUAGCCAGGAUGGUCUCGAUCUCUUGACCUUAUGAUCCACGUGCCUUGGCCUCCCAAAGUGCUGGGAUUAGAGGUGUGAGUCACCACGCCCGGCUUGUUUAUUUUAAUUUCUGGGUCUUGCUCUGUUGCCCAGGCUGGAGUGCAGUGGUGCUAUCAUAGCUCAGUGCAGCCUUGAUCUCCCAGAUGUAAGUGAUCCUUCCACCUCAGCCUCCCUAGUAGCUAGGACUACAGAUGUGCACCACAACACAUGGCCAAUUAAAAAAAUUUUUUUUUGUAGAAACAGGGGUCUCACUCUGUUGACCAAGCUGGUUUUGAACUCCUAACUUCAAAUGAUCCUGCUGCCUCAGCCUCCCAAAAGUGUUGAGAUGACAGGUGUGAGCUACCAUGCUGUGCCAGGCCUACAGUAUAUAUUGAUAGAUAAAACUUUUUUUUGGAGACGGAGUUUCACUCUUGUUGCCCAGGCUGGAGUGCAAUGGCAAGAUCUCCCCUCACCGCAACCUCUGCCUCCCAGGUUCAAACGAUUCUCCUGCCUCAGCCCCUCGAGUAGCUGGGAUUACAGACAUGCGCCACCGGGCCUGGCUAAUUUUGUAUUUUUAGUAAAGAUGGGGUUUCACCAUGUUGGCCAGGCUGGUCUCGAACUCCUGACCUCAGGUAAUCCUCCUGUCUCGGCCUCCCAGUGUUGGGAUUAUAGGCAUGAGCCACCACCCCUGGCCUAUGGUAGAUAAAACUUUUGUAAGCAAGAGCUCUUUGAGAUCUUCAAAUUUUUUAGAAUGUAAGGGAGUCUUGAGAUCAAAAAGUUAAAAACUAGCAGAGCGUGGUGGCUCAUGCCUGUAAUUCCAGCACUUUGGGAGGCCAACGCAGGCGGAUCAUGAGGUCAGGAGUUUGAGACCAGCCUGACCAACAUGACAAAACCCCGUCUCUACUAAAAAUAAAAAAUAAAAGAUAAAAUUAGCCGGGUGUGGUGGCAUAUGCCUGUAAUCCGAGCUACUCAGGAGGCAGGAAAAUCUCUUGUACCCAGGAGGCAGGAAAAUCUCUUGUACCCAGGAGGCAGGGGUUGCAGUGAGCCGAGAUCACACCACUGCAGCCUGGGCGGGGACAGAGUGAGACUCCGUUUCAAAAAAAAAAAAAAAAGUUAAAAACUUUGGCCAGGGGUGGCUCACACCUGUAAUCCCAGCACUUUGGGAGUCCAAGGUGUGUGAAUCACCUGAGGUUGGGAGUUCAAGACCAGCCUGAACAACAUGGUGAACCGCAUCUUUACUAAAAACACAAAAAUUAUGACCAGGUAUGGUAGCUCACACCUGUAAUUCCAGCACUUUUCUUUAGGAGGCAGAGGCAUGCAGAUCACCUGAGGUCAAUAGUGUGAGACCAGACAUAAGUGAAACCCUGUCUCUACUAAAAAUAUAAAAUUAACUGGGCAUGGUGGGGCACACCUGUAGUCCCAGCUACUCAGGAGGCUGAGGCAGUAGAAUUGCUUGAAUCUGGUAGGUGGAGGUUACAGUGAGCCGAGAUCAAACCAUUGCUCCCCAACCUGGGCAACAAGAGCAAAACUCCAUUAAAAGAAAAAAAUUAGCUGGGUGUGGUGGCACAUGCCUAUAAUCCCAGCUACUCCGGAGGCUGAUGUAGGAGAAUCACUUGAACCCAGAAGGCGGAGGUUGCAGUACACUCCAGCUUGAAGUUAAAAACUUCUAUUAAAGUAUCCCAGGGCUCUGUCCUUGGACUUCUUUUUCUACUAAUAGCUGCCAUUAACCCAUUGAUGCCAGCCUUUUGGCUUCAAUAUGCUGACAAUCCAGGUAUUUAUCUCUAACCUGAACCUUUCCCCUGAAUUUGCUUAUCCCACUCCCCACUUGAUGUCUUCACUUAGAUACCCAAUAGGCAUCUCAAACUUUAUUUUUUUUUAUUUAUUUAUUUUUGAGCCGGGGUCUCAUUCCAUCUCCUAGAUUGGAGUACAAUGGUUCUAUCAUACGUCAAUGAAGCCUUGAUCUCCCAGACUCAAAUGAUCCUCAGCCUCCCAAGUGGCUGGGACUAUAGGUAUGUGCCAACACAGCCAGCUUUUUUUCUUUUUUCUUAGUAGAAAUGAGAUCUUGCUAUGUUCCCCAGGCAGGUGUCAAACUCUUGAGCUCAAGUGAUCCUCUUACCUCAGCCUCCCAAAGGGUUACAGAAAUUACAUGGCAUGAGCCACCACGCCCAGCCCAUCCCAAACUUUUUAUGUCCAAAACUGAAUUCCUAAUACCUCUGUCCAAACCUGCUUAUCUUUAAUUUCCUUAAUUAAGUUUUCUUAAUUUCCUUAGAUGGCAACUCCAUCCUCCUCUCAUUUUGGCCAUGGCUAAGGCCAAAAACCUUGGCGUUAUCCUUGGCUAUUUUCUUUCUCUCACACAUUUCAAAUCUGAUUCCUUAGACCCUGUACUUUUGCCUUUGAAAUAGAUUCAGAACCCACUAACUUUAUUUAUUUAUUUAUUUAUUUACGAGACAGAGUUUCACUCUCAUUGCCCAGGCUGGAGUGCAAUGGCGCGACCUCACAGCAACCUCCGCCUCGCAGAUUCAAGCAAUUCUCCUGCCUCAGCCUCCCAAGUAGCUGGAAUUACAAGCAUGUGUCACCACCCCCAGCUAAUUUUGUAUUUUUAUUAGAGAUGGGGGUUUAUCCAUGUUGGUCAAACUGGUCUUGAACUCCUGACCUCAGGUGAUCCACCUGCCUCAGCCUCCCAAAGUGCUGGGAUUACAGGCAUGAGCCACCACACCCAGCCCUGCACCCAGCCUUUUUUUUUGAGCCAGAGUCUCACUCUGUUUCCCAGGCUGGAUUGCAGUGGCACAAUCUUGGCUCACUGCAACCUCUGCCUCCCAGGUUGAAGCGAUUCUCAUGCCUCAGCCUCCUGAGUAGCUGGGAUUACAGCACCUGCCACCAUGCCCUGCAAUUUUUGUAUUUUUUUUUAGUAGAGACAGGGUUUCUCUGUGUUGGCCAGAAUGGUCUCAAACUCCUAACCUCAAGCUAUCUGCCCACCUCGGCCUCCCAAAGUGCUGAGAUUACAGGCAUGAGCCAACACACCCUGCCCAGAACCCACUAACUUUUUACCAUCACCAUUGUCACCAUGCUAAAUUAAGCCACCAUCAUCUGUUAGCCUCAGUUUUGCUGGGGGAACCUAACUGGUCUCCCUACUUCCGCACUUGCCUCUGUCUAGUUUCAGUUCGGCAGCCUUGGUGAUCCUGUUAGAAAACAAGUCCAAGCAAGUCACUCCUGCUCCACCCAAACCCUCCAGAGGCUCCCUCUCACUCGGACUACAAAGCAAGGUCCUUAGAAGGGCCUCAUCUGCCCCCAUACUCUUCUCUAAUAGUGUCCUCUUUGCUAUUCCUGGAACACAUCAAGCAGGCUCUUGCCUUAGGGUCUUUGCUUCCUGCCUGGAAUGCUCUCCUCCAAACAACUGCCUGACUGGCGCUCUCAUCUCUGCCAGGCACCUUCUCAGUGAGGCUUCCGCUUGGCCACCUUAUUCAAAAUUGCAGCCCCUUUCUCAACAUCCCACCCCCACUUCCUUGUUCAUUUUUCUCCUUAGCCUAUAUCACCUUCUGAUAUAUGAAAUCAUAUUUUUAAAUGUAUAUUUUAAUAUAUAUUUAAAAAUUAAAAUAGUGUAAUAUCA
Messenger RNA from Callithrix jacchus (white-tufted-ear marmoset), 12066 nucleotides. The record is from RefSeq and is a predicted model, not a curated record. NCBI's taxonomy places the organism in Eukaryota, Metazoa, Chordata, Mammalia, Primates, Cebidae.